AUGACGUCGAUUAAGGAGUUGACGGAGAUUGGAAAGGAUUUGGGUUAUAAAGAUACAGAGCUUCAGAGUUUUGUGAAGUCAGAACAAGCCCGAGAAAGAGAUGAACGAGAAGCAGAAAGAGAAAGGAAGAAAGCUGAGGCAGACGAGACAAUGCAAUUAGAGAAAAUUAGAAUAGGAACUGCCAUUGAACUGGAUAAGUUAGCAAAGGAACGAGACGACCGAGAGGAAGCACGUGCCGAAAGGGAACACAGAAGGAAAAUGGAGUUGCUUCAGGCGGGUUCUGCAGAAGGUACCAAUGUGACAGAUUACGUUCAACACCAACAUGAGUUUAGAGGUGCUAGGGGACCUAAGCUUCCAUCCUUUGAGGAAGGUAAGGACAAUAUCGACGCCUACAUAGAACGAUUUGUUCGGUACGCAUCAGCGCAACGAUGGCCGCAAGAGCAAUGGGGAGCUAAUCUAGGAGCUUUAUUGAAGGGAAGAGCUUUAGACGUUUUUACUCGUCUGUCAGUCGAGGAUUCUUUGAAUUUUUAUACUCUGAAGAAAGCACUCUUAAGGAGGUUUGAGAAAACUGAAGAGGGAUUUCGGAAAAGCUUCAGAUCAGAGAGACCAGAGCCUGGCGAAACCUUUUGUCAAUUUGCGAUAAGGUUAGACGGAUAUUUGCAGAAAUGGGUUGAGAUGACGAACACACCGAAGACAUAUGAUGAUCUGAAGGAUUUAAUGGUGAGGGAUCAGUUCCUGCACUGCUGUGGAAAGGAUCUCGCAUUAUUUCUCAGGGAGCGUGUUCCAAAGUCUAUGCAAGAGAUGGCGAGAUUUGCGGAUCAGUUUGCCGAGGCAAGAGGAACCAAGACAAAUGUGAUGAUGGCACGACCGGCGAGACCUGGUGACAAGCAACACAACGCUAACCCUUUGGACAUCAAGACCAAUGAUAAGAAAGGAAACUCUUUUGCGAAGGGUCCAGUAUGUUUUAAGUGCCUCCAACCAGGACACAAAUCUUUUGAAUGCCCAAACAAGAAGUCUGGAAACCGGGUAGCUGGAAUGACAAGAACUGUUGAGACGAAAGGCAACAUACAGACAACAGAGUCCAGAGCCGUGGUAAGUAAGGGACAGGCUUCUGUAACUGGGAAAGGAAGAGGAAAGCGCAAAAACCAAGGAUGGAAACCUAUGGAUAGCUCGUCGUGUGCUGUUGAUACAAACACUCCGGAGCUGAGUAAGUCUUGCAGCGCUGAUUUAUCUGUAGCUACGAGUAUGCCGGUAGUAAGAGGAUGUAUUGGAGAACACUUCGUGACUGUCUUGCGAGAUAGUGGUUGUAGUGGGGUUGUUGUGAGAAGGAGUUUGGUGAAUUCUACGCAAAUGACGGAAAAGAACCAGCUAUGUUCUUUAGCAGAUGGAUCCCGGAUACAAGUUCCGAUCGCUGAAGUGGAAGUUGAUACGCCAUAUCUUACGGGAGCAGUGAAUGCUUGGGUACUUGACACUCCUCUCUACGAUUUGAUAAUUGGCAAUGUGGAUGGGGCCAGACCACCUGAUCAGCCAGAUGGAAGCUGGAAACGGACCCAGGAGACUAUGCUAGCUGUGGAGACGAGGGCACAAUGUCAUCGAAGACAGCAAAGUUAUAAACCGUUGAAGGUGUCUCAUGUGUUAGACGUAGGGGACGUGGAUGACUUGAAGAAAGAGCAACAGGAUGAUGAGUCACUGAGCAAAGUUAGGAAGCUAGCUGAUGAUGGGAAUAUCGUAGAAAGGAACGACGGUGGUAAGUCAGAGGUGUACUAUCACAAAGGUCUACUGUACAGGAAAUUCCACAGCCCUAAGGUCUCAAAUGGCAAGACAUUUCGUCAGUUGGUGGUACCUCGCAAGUUCCGUCAGGCUGUACUAAAACUAGCGCAUGAUUCGAUCAUGGCAGGACAUCAAGGAGCGAAGCGGACUACUAACCGUGUCUUGACAGAGUUCUUUUGGCCGGGAUUGCAAUCGGAUGUCGUUCGUUACUGCAGGUCAUGUGAUGUGUGCCAGAGAACGGUACCAAAAGGGAGGAUUACCAAAGCGCCGUUAGGUUCGAUGCCUUUGAUCGAUACCCCAUUUAAGAGGAUAGCUGUAGACUUGGUUGGACCGUUGCAACCCGCAACAGACAGAGGGAAUCGCUACAUCCUCACCGUUGUGGACUACGCAACACGUUAUCCAGAAGCGGUAGCUCUCAGAGGGAUAGAAACGGAGAGAGUGGCAGAAGCCUUGGUCGACAUCUUUAGCAGAGUUGGUGUACCAUCGGAGAUGCUAACCGAUCAAGGAGCGCAAUUCACUUCCCAGAUGAUGAGGGAGGUCAGCCGUCUUUUGUCCAUUCGUCGCCUGACUACGACCCCAUAUCACCCCAUGUGCAACGGGCUCGUAGAAAGAUUCAACGGAACACUCAAACAGAUGUUACGUCGUAUGUGUUCCGAGAGGCCAAAAGAUUGGGACAAGUAUUUGAACGCCUUGCUUUUCGCCUACAGGGAAGUUCCCCAAGAGAGUUUAGGGUUCUCACCGUUUGAGCUGCUAUAUGGGAGAACGAUAAGAGGUCCGAUCAUGAUUUUGAAAGAACUAUGGACGAAGGAAGUACCAGAUGACGAAGUUAAAACAACUUAUCAGUAUGUGAUGGACCUUCGUGAGAGAUUAGAUGAGACCUGUGAACUGGCAAAAGAACAGCUGAGAACAGCGAAGAUCAGCCAACGGAAGUACUAUAACAGAAAGGCCAAGGAUCGACAGCUUGAUGUCGACGACAAAGUACUUAUACUACUUCCAACGAAAACCAACAAACUGCUGAUGCAGUGGAGGGGUCCGUACAGUGUGACGGCGAAAAAGGGUCCAAUGGACUAUGAAGUAGACAUGGUAGGCAAGAAGAAGACAUUUCAUGUCAAUAUGCUGAAGAAGUACUUCAAGAAAGAUGUGGAAGGAGCGGGAAGUAUUGGAGGAGUCUUAUGCUGUGUAACCGCAGCUGUAGUGCAUGAGGAUGAGUUGGAACCAGAAUGUCAUCGAGAGUUGGAAUCAUUUCCAGUGCGAGCAGGGAAAGAAGGAAUGGAAGAUGUCAAUGUUUCUGAGCAUCUCGCCACUGAACAGAGGAAUGAUGUGGAUACGCUUCUAUCGAACUUUAAGGAUGUUUUGACGGAUAAACCUGGGAGAACCAACCUAGCAAGUCAUGACAUUUUCACAACGACAGAUGAUCCUGUGAGAGUUAGGCCAUACCCACUUCCUUUUCACACGAAGAGCAUAAUCAAGGAAGAAGUGGAAAGUAUGCUUGAGAUGGAUGUUAUAGAACCAUCCACAUCACCAUAUUCUGCACCAGUCGUUAUGGUCAAGAAGAAGGAUGGUAGUAAUAGGUUCUGUAUAGAUUUCAGGAGCUUGAAUAAGGUAACGGUCUUCGAUGCAGAACCUAUGCCCAACACCGAGGAAAUUUUCGCCAGACUUGCGGGAUGUUUCUAUUUUUCGAAGCUUGACCUUACAAAGGGGUAUUGGCAAGUGCCAAUGACGGACAGAGCAAAGGAGAUGACUGCUUUUUCUACUCCUCAAGGACUAUUCCAGUUUAAGGUCAUGCCUUUUGGUUUAGUCAAUGCACCUGCAACGUUCAGCAGAUUGAUGAGGAAGCUGCUGAUGGGCAUAGCAAACGUUGAGAACUUCAUCGACGACAUCUUGAUGUAUACAAAGACCUGGACAGAACAUCUGAUUUGUGUUGUGUUGUGUAUAUAA
Pecten maximus is the source of this 3708-nucleotide messenger RNA. RefSeq lists its product as uncharacterized. The transcript has a single exon. The coding region runs from base 1 to 3708 and encodes 1235 amino acids. The record is from RefSeq and is a predicted model, not a curated record. Gene Ontology annotation, molecular function: zinc ion binding; nucleic acid binding. Gene Ontology annotation, biological process: DNA integration. Lineage: Eukaryota; Metazoa; Mollusca; Bivalvia; Pectinida; Pectinidae.